Molecule: messenger RNA, 963 nt
Organism: Phycomyces blakesleeanus NRRL 1555(-)
Lineage: Eukaryota; Fungi; Mucoromycota; Mucoromycetes; Mucorales; Phycomycetaceae
Exons: 4
Coding region: 1-963 (320 amino acids)
Molecular function (GO): zinc ion binding
Source: RefSeq, a predicted model, not a curated record
AUGAAACUCUCAAGAAAACAUGUGGAUCAUUAUGAAAGUGUCAAACUGUGGGUUCAAGAGUUGAACGAAAGUGAAAAUACUACUCUUUUCACAGUUUAUAAGAAUGACCCCUUCCUUGUUUUUUUCUGGAGAAUUCAGAAGAGUGAUAUUAAAGUGCAAAACUCAACAUAUGCUUUUAACAUAGCUUGUAACAGUGUUUGUGCUGUAUUGAGUAAUAUAAUGCAUGCAACAACUUCUGUUGCCUAUGAUAUAUUGUAUAAUGAAUUUCUUGCUGCAACUUUUCACACCAAUAACUUGAUAGAGUCUUAUCACAAUCAGCUGAAGACUUUCUAUCUUGGACGUACAAGAUCUCUUCGAGUAGAUAGACUUAUUUAUCUUCUGGCCAAAGUCUUCACUCUUGACUACAGACAAGAGAAUGGCAAGACAUUAUAUGGAUUCCAAUCAGUACGUCUUAUAUGCCAAGAAGAGCAAAAAAGACGAAAUACAUACAUGUUAGAUAGCAAUGCUGCUAUAGAAAUGGUUAAGAAAUUGAAUGAUACUGCAUUCACUUGCAGAUCAUUCACAGUUGAUCUUUUUAUAUACAACAUUGAGCUACAGAAUGAUUUUCUGAAAAACUGCACUUGCCCUGAUACUUCCAAGCUUUGCAAGCAUAUCUUUCUCAUCAAUCGUAUGCUAGACAUUCCCUACUCUUUGCGCCAAAGUCUUUUCUCCUCCUCCUCUGCUGUCCAUGUAUCUAAUACUGAUACUAAAGCAGUAGUUGACACUUCCCUUCUUUCUGACAAGAUAGAAGCUGAUAUCAUGAAGUAUUGUCAAUUAUACUCUGUUGGACUUGACAGCAAGAUAGCCGAUUACAAGAGAAUUUCAGAAGACAUGAGCCAGUUCUUAGAUACAUUGAAGUUUGCAUAUAACAAGCUAAAAGAACAUGGCUCUCUCUCUCAAUCCCAUCCACCUCGACAAACAUAA